AUGGGGCUGGAGACUGUGCGCAAGACCCACCUCAACCCACCAACUCGGGGUGGCGAAGGGUAUGUCCCUAUCCCGGCUAUCCAGAACCUCCGCUCUUUCAACUCCUCUGCUGAUGCAAGCAAGGGUGAUGACCUGCUUCCUCCUGGCUGUGAGGACUAUAUUCACAUAAUAAUUCAACAGAGAAAUGGCAGAGAGACCUUUACUACUGUCCAAGGGAUCGCUGAAGAAUUGUGUCCAUCUACAAUUAAAAAUUUUUUUAGUAAGGAAAAGAAGAAAUAUGCCUGCAAGUGUACCAUAAUCGAACUUCCAAAGUAUGGAGAAGUAAUUCAGCUGGAGGAUGACCAGCCCAAGAACACAGGCCAGUUCCUGCUAGAGACUGGACUGGCUAAAGGCCAGCAGGGGAAGGAUCGUGGCCCGCAUUCCAAAGCUGGCCGCUAUGGAGACCAUACCAACUGCCCCAUCCACGAUACCUUCCCCAAAAGGCUGCCUGAGAGUCUAGAGAUCCCUGAUGGAGUCUCAGGACAGCGCGCAGAUCUUUGGCCAGAGAUCACAGAACACAGCCAUGUGGUCUAUGCAGAGCUACCUCCCAAGGCGAACAUCGGGGUAGUGGGAACCGUGCAGUACGUGGCCUUCUCAGAUGGGCAUCUUUAA
Marmota monax (woodchuck) is the source of this 651-nucleotide messenger RNA. RefSeq names its product eukaryotic translation initiation factor 1-like. Gene Ontology annotation, biological process: translational initiation. The record is from RefSeq and is a predicted model, not a curated record. Bases 1 to 651 code for a protein of 216 amino acids. NCBI's taxonomy places the organism in Eukaryota, Metazoa, Chordata, Mammalia, Rodentia, Sciuridae. Gene Ontology annotation, cellular component: eukaryotic 43S preinitiation complex. Gene Ontology annotation, molecular function: RNA binding; ribosomal small subunit binding; translation initiation factor activity. The transcript is spliced from 7 exons.